UUUGCUGCCUGCAGGACAUACGACAGCUCUUGACACAGCGCAGUCGUCUUGCUAUACGCGUAUACAGCGCAUAUAAACUUCUUCUCUAUAGUAGGGCUUCCCCCUGUUGUUCUUCUCGACCCUUCAGCAUGUCUCGUGGCGGCGGCACGACGCUUUACGUUACCGGUUUUGGCCACGGCACUCGAGCCCGAGAACUCGCCUACGAAUUCGAACGAUAUGGGCGCCUCGUGAGAUGCGAUAUCCCAGCUCCCAGGACAGCUUCAAGCCGACUCUUUGCCUUCGUGGAAUAUGAGAGCCGUCGCGAUGCUGACGACGCUUACCAUGAAAUGCACAACAAGCGCAUCGGCCGUGAUGACGUUUUGAAGAUUGAGUGGGCUCGCACUCCGCCAUCCGCAUCAUGGCGCUUCGAUUCCGGGCGUGACCGUCGUCGGGAGCGCACUCCACCACGCCGCAGCCACCGCUCUCCAUCCCCACGACGAGGCCGCGACUACUCGCCACGGAAGGACGACCGCCGUGACCGUGACUUUGAUCGUCGUGAUAGAGACCGUUCUCGCAGCCCUGACGACCGUGAGCGUGAGCGUGACCGGGAUAGAGAUAACCGGGAUGACCGUGAACGCCGCGAAAGUGAGCGUGAGAACGGUACCACUAAUGGAGAUGAAAGGAAAGUUCCCAUGGAUUCUCCUCCCCCAGCACAUGACGAGUUGGACACUGCUGAGUAGGUCAAUCGCCAAGUUGCGAAGCUCCCCCCUUUUCCGUCUUAAUGUCGGAAAGCCGUAUCUUUCGCCCUUCAGAAAUCGCCGAUUUAUGUUAGUCCGCACGGGAGUGAGGAACUAGUUGCUAUACUGGGUAGUAUCCCUCUACUCCGACAGUUAACCCUCCUCACAGGUCAUGACUUCCCUCCCGUUCUAUUACCUCGGUUCUUUAUCCUUAAUCUCCUUUUCUUCGUUCGUGCUUGCAUGUUCUUCUUUCUAUUCGUUAUUUUUAGUGGGCAACUGGGUCUUCUUGCGAUGUAUAAACACCUUUUAUCAGCGUUAGGUAAAAUCUAUCUUAGAGCUCUAUGGCGUCCUUUCUUUUAACCAUAACCUUGAGAGACAGGUUUUAACAGGUUGGUGGUGUAUCCUUGCUCAAGCCAUGCUGGCAGACUCGUGCUAGCUCCACUAAACAUCUAAUUCGCGACUAUCAAUACAAGUUUCAUUUGUUGA
Molecule: messenger RNA, 1202 nt
Organism: Nannizzia gypsea CBS 118893
Lineage: Eukaryota; Fungi; Ascomycota; Eurotiomycetes; Onygenales; Arthrodermataceae
Exons: 5
Coding region: 129-719 (196 amino acids)
Biological process (GO): mRNA splicing, via spliceosome
Cellular component (GO): nuclear speck
Molecular function (GO): RNA binding
Source: RefSeq, a predicted model, not a curated record